AUGGAUCAUCACACCGUAAUCGCCUGGUUACUCCCCUCAUCAACCAACCAGCCCGCUCUCGAAGCAGUCCGUCUCCCUCAAAACAUCAACCGCCGCAUCGCCGCCAUCCCCGAAGCCUUCGAGCCCCUACCAACCCCCAACCCGAACAGCUACACCAUCAACCCUUCCCUCCUCUCCAAGAAGUCCUCGGCCUCAUCACUCUCCAAGCCCAGACCAGCCCUCGAGCUCUCCUUCACCAACCCCCCAAAAAACCACACCGGCUUCGUCCUCGGCACCGAUCCGGGCUGCGAUAUCCUCCUCCCCAAGCUCCCCGGCAUCAGCCCUCGGCACUGCCACAUCACCUUUGACGCCGAGCGCCGCCUCAUCGUCCGCGACACAUCCGACGCCGGCACGGCGAUCUGGUACGACGGCAACAGCAACGGCGACCGCACCCGCGAGUCGUGGAUCGUCAGCUCCGGCUGCUCCUACGGGUUCCCCGCCAUGGUCGACCGCGUCGUCAUCGACAUCCAGACGGUGCGCUUCCAGAUCGUAGUCAACGACUUGCACCUGGGCCAGCCGGACGUCUACGAGCAGCAGGUCGACGACUUCAUGGACCGCCUGGCGAGCCUCUCCCUCGCUGAGAUCAGCUGCCGCGGCGAGCUCGCUCUCGACCUCGACUUUCACAACUACGGCAUCGAUUUCGCCUUUGACGACCUCGACUUCGGCUACGGCUACGAGUACGACGAGGACGACUACGGUUAUGACUACGAGAUGGACGUCGACGAGAAGCGGGACUACCUCGCUCCCUUGCCCUCCGAAGUCGCCCCCGUCUUCGUAAAGUACAUGUUCGCCGCCGACGACGGUCUCCCGCCGGACACGUACCUCUGGAACACGGCGAGGCCGUGGGAGCCCAUGGUCAAGGUCACAUGCUGA
Colletotrichum truncatum is the source of this 912-nucleotide messenger RNA. Its product is annotated as camk family protein kinase. The record is from RefSeq and is a predicted model, not a curated record. Gene Ontology annotation, molecular function: protein binding. Lineage: Eukaryota; Fungi; Ascomycota; Sordariomycetes; Glomerellales; Glomerellaceae.